Molecule: messenger RNA, 2986 nt
Organism: Nerophis ophidion (straightnose pipefish)
Lineage: Eukaryota; Metazoa; Chordata; Actinopteri; Syngnathiformes; Syngnathidae
Gene: cdh26.1
Product: cadherin 26, tandem duplicate 1
Exons: 19
Coding region: 141-2735 (864 amino acids)
Biological process (GO): adherens junction organization; calcium-dependent cell-cell adhesion; homophilic cell-cell adhesion
Cellular component (GO): adherens junction; plasma membrane; catenin complex
Molecular function (GO): cadherin binding; calcium ion binding
Source: RefSeq, a predicted model, not a curated record
UACUGCCGGCAAUGCAGACCAAGCUCUGGCACUGAUCGUACAGGGAACGGACCGCCACAACAAUAAUUUUUUCCGCCAUCGCCUUUUGUUAGCUGCCUUAUUGUUUUUCCUCCACAAUCGAGGCGGACCCUUUCGCCAAAAUGUUAACCGUCUCUGCAUUUUUGGGAUCAACAACACCCAGUAGAUCUUGUAUUGGUUUUUUGGCUGAGACCUGGGAUCUCGGGGCUGGAAAAGGCGUGGUGGCCUAUGCACCUAAGCUGAUCAGCACAACCACACUGCUGCUGAGAGCUGGGAGGAUCAAGAUGAGGACCAUUUCCAUACCUCUGCUGGCUGUAGUUAUGUCGACACUGGCCUCUCCUCGAGGGCACAACGGCCAGCGUACCAAGCGGGAGCUUUUAGCACGUUCCAAAAGGUGGGCUAUGUCUUCCAUUGAACUAGUGGAGGAAGACCCAGGACCGUACCCGAAACCAAUUGCUCAGAUGUUCAAUGACAGGAUUCAUGAACACAGAAAUCAUAAAUAUGUGAUAAGUGGAAUGGGUGUGACUGAGGAGCCACUUGGUGUGUUCUCUAUUGACGAACAAAGUGGGAAAGUCUUCGCCCACAAACCCAUUGACAGAGAGAAGCACGCCUUCUUUCACAUCAAGUUCAACAUCUUGGACGUAAAUACCGGCAGCAAAAUAGACAGACAAUUAGCAUUUGAUGUAAAAAUACAGGACAUUAAUGACAACGCACCGGCAUUUCUCCAUCCACGAAUGAGCGUUGAUGUGAGCGAGAACACACCGGAAGGCCUCUUGCCAGUUUGGAUCGAGGUCACAGACCCUGAUGAAGUGAGCACCCCUAACUCCACCGUUAGCCUGAGUGUCAUAUCACAGUCCCCACAACUCCCCAAAAUGGAUUUACACCGGAUUGACGACCGGUUGGCUCGGCUUAAUUUUACAGGAUGUUUUGACUACGACAAAGUGAAGAUGUACGAAAUAAUACUUGAGGCGAAAGACCAUGGAAAACCAUCCCUGUCAUCGAGUGCGGUCGUCACUCUCAAUAUCAUUGACAGCAACAGUCAUCCUCCGAGGUUCAAAGCAAAGAAGUAUCUUGGCGAAAUUCAGGAAAUGGUCACACGUGAAAAUGUUUUAAGGCUUUCAGUAGACGACAAAGACACUCCUAAAACCCCUGCUUGGCGGGCCAAAUACUUCUUUGUCGAAGGAAAUGAGGAAAACAACUACAAAAUUGAAACCGACCCUGAGACUAAUGAGGGUAUUUUGAGUGUCGUCAAGGGGAACGAUUUCGAGAGAACAACCAUGACAAGGCUGCAAGUCAGGGUAGAGAAUGAGGAAGCAUUGUAUGUCUGCGGGGACCCAGCAACCACCAGCAAAGGCUUCUGGGAUACCGUUAACAUUACGAUGAAAGUGACGGACGUCAAUGACCCUCCUGACUUUGAAAACUAUACCGUCAAAGUCUACGAGAAGGAAGAGCAGGAACCGGGAAGAUUGCUGUACACUCCAAAGGUUCUUGAUGUGGACUCGGACAUAUCCAACAUUAGGUUUACAAAGAUAGAAGACUCAGCUGAUUGGGUGACAAUUGACAAGAAAACAGGACAAGUCACAACCACUAAGAAAAUGGACCGGGAGUCACCCUUUGUCCAUGACAACAUUUAUAAAAUACUGUUGGCUGCGAUAGAUGAUGGUGAUCCUCCAGCUACGAGCACCGGAACCGUACUGGUUCACCUCCUGGAUAUAAACGACAACAAGCCAAAGCUGAUCAACACUAGCCUCACAAUGUGUGGAAACAAGUUCAACAAAGUCAUGAUCGCUGCAAAGGAUCUGGAUUCACACCCUUACAGCGGACCCUUCACCGUCUCACUGAAGCCUGAUGAUGCAACCCAGUUACAGCCAUGGAAAGUGGACCCCUCCACCGGUGAGGAAGUCGGGCUGGUUAGCCUGAAGAGACUUUCCUACGGCAAAUACACGGUGCCCCUUCUGAUUGAGGAUCAACAAGGCGUGUCUGCAGAGGACACUGCAGUCAUCACGGUGUGUGACUGCCGGGCGGGAAACGGCUGUCACCACGAACGGCUCUCAACAAGUCUGGGAGCAGCUGCCAUCGGACUGAUAAUAGCAGGAUUGCUCUUAUUUUUGGGACUGUUACUCCUCCUGACGUGUGAGUGUCGAAACAAGUUCAAGCACGGGUCCGAGGUCCAAGCAGAUGAGGGCCACCAGACCUUAAUCAAGUACAACCAAGAAGGAGGCGGUUCUGAAUGCAAGACUGAGCUAUCCUUGAUGCUGACACGUGCAAAGGAUGCCGCAAUGACUUUUACAAAUGGACAACACCCGGGCACUCUUCAGAUAACUCAACCAGCUCCAAUAAUGACAGGAUACCUUGAUACUCACAAUGCUGGGCUCACUCAGACUUCAUUGGGCCAGCAAUAUCACAGAGGAAUGUUCAAAGGGCAUCAGGGGCACACGGUGGGAGGCUCCUUGAGGUCCAACAAUAAUAUUUCAGAUUGGCUGGAGAGGAGAAUCUACAUGAUGGACAGAAACCACCCGGAGUACCAAGCACAUGACUAUGCUUAUGAAGGAGAGGGCAGUGCAUGCCAGUCACUGGAUGAGCUGUCCUUCAGCAAUUCGGAAGAGGAUUUUCACUUCCUGAAUGAUUUGGGACCACAAUUUGGGCACUUGGGUUCCAUCUGCAACCAGAUGCUAGGAGUAAAAGGCACGCAACUUUCACCGGACAAGAUUGGCUAAUUAUUUGUUUGGAGCCACUCUCAAGGAAAGACCAGUCUUACAUCAAAAAGUCAUUUACAGAAUUCAUUUAUUUUGCACUUAUUUUUCCACAGUGACAUUCUGAUAGUGUGCCAUGAAAACACUGCAAAUUGCCGUCAUGUACGAGUAUCUCACUAGAGAUGUUGGGUUUGAAUUUUGCUUUGAAAUGAACAAAAAAAUUUUUUUCUUUUGAUGGCAGUUUUUUUUUUUUAGAUUUUAUACACAAUUUUUAU